AUGCCCCCGCACUACACCUGGAUCGUGGACGCCGACGACGACGACGAAGACUACUUUCCCUCAGAGGGCGACUAUCUCGAACACGAAGACGACGAUGACCAUUCUGAAGGCGUCAGCCGUGCAAGGCUCGAGUGGGGAGACGAUCCCAUGGACGAUGAUUCUCAAGACGAGGCCGAGUUGGGGUUUGCAGACUUGCUGCACUAUGCCCAAGCAGUAGCGGAUGGGACUGCGCCGAUCCAACUGUCCUCGGGCGCAUUGCCAGCGGCGUUACUGCAGCGCUUAGGAUCGAGGGCCGCGGCGCAUACGCAAGAUGGCUGGGCGUCGAAAGCGAAGGGGAGGCAGGUGGAGGCUGAUCCGAAGGGGGUGGAGUUGUUGAGGAGUGGAGAGUUUGGGAGAGUUGGGGGGUGGAGAGCGGGUGGGACUGGGAAGGGUGGGAGGAAGAGGCCGAGGGAUUGGAAUAAGACUGUCACGGGGUGGUCGCCUCCUAGGUCAGAGACGGGACAUAACCUCGUACCAAACGACCCUGGAACUAUCGUAGCGCGAUACCCCGCCGUACCCUACGUCGGACAAUACGCCGGCGAAGAUUACUCCAUCUUUUAUACUGCCACGCAGUACUUUACACUCCACUUGUAUUCUACCACCGCCAACAUCCAUAACGGCUCCAUCACCCGUCCCCGUCCCCCUCGUUCUUCCCCUGCCGCCGCCCCAUUUCGCACUUCUCAAUUGCCUUCCUCUCCCGGCGCCAAUACCGAAGACGAAUACUCCGAAGAAGAAGAAGAAGAAGAAGAAGAAGACGAAGAAGACGAAGAAGAUUUCAUCCGAGAACAGAUAUUUGGCGGGCGACGCAACUCGAACGAAGAGUCGAGUAUGAAGAGUAUCAAGCGGGUACAGGGGGUGCAGGGCAAUUGGACGGUAACGGAUUGUGACGUCGAUAAGAAGGGGCAAAAUAUGAUAUACUCGUCAAUCACGCCUUAUGUGCAUAUGCUAAGGACGGACGAGUUUGAUACAGAGCAUAUAGAGUUGGACUUUAAUAGCCCGGGGGAACGGCACCGCUACUAUGGGCACGGGAUCUGGAGUAUCAGGUUCUCAGCGGAUGGGCAGGAGAUCGUAGCGGGCGCGUCGGAGGGGAAUAUCAUGGUUUAUGAUAUCGAAGCUCAGAGGCGGACUUUGUGUGUACAAGGUCAUAUCGACGACGUCAACGCAGUCUGCUUCGCCGACCAAUCCUCAACAAACAUCCUCGUCUCCGGCUCCGACGACGCCUACCUCAAAAUCUGGGACCGCCGUUCCCUCUCCUCCAACAUCCCCUCCGGCGUCCUUCCCGGCGCCACCGAGGGGAUAACGUAUGUGUCGGCAAAGGGGGAUGGGAGGUAUGUGGUGGCGAACAGUAAGGAUCAGGCGGCGAGGUUGUUUGAUUUGAGGAUGAUGCGGAAUUGGGGAGAGUUUGGGGGGGAGGAGGAUGCUGCGGGCAAGUAUGGGGCGAGGGGGUUUGAUUACCGCCAAAUGCAUUACCCCCGCCCCGAACCGCGCUCCCACCCAAAAGACUGCUCCGUCAUGACAUUCACCGGCCACUCCGUCCUCCGCACCCUCAUCCGCUGCCAUUUCUCGCCCGUGGAGUCGACUGGGCAGAGUUAUAUCUAUUCGGGGAGUUCGGAUGGGAGGAUACAUAUCUGGAGUCUUGACGGCAGAGUGGCCCAAGUCCUCGACCGCUCUCAGUCUACUCCCCUUCACCCCACCUCCUCCUCCUCCACAUUCUCCGACCCCUCCGCCCCCUUCCCCCCUCUCCCCGCCCAAUCAACCUCAAUGUCCCACCGCUCCCACACAGUCCGCGACGUCGCAUGGCACGGCUUCGAACCCACCCUUAUGUCUACCUGCUGGGACAUGGAUGGCGGGUACCGCCGGGGCGGGAGCGUGGCGAAGCACGAGUGGAAAGGGAUGGGGAAGGGGAGGGGGAGUGUGGAGGAUUGGAGGGUGAGGAGGGAGGAGGAGGGCGAGGAAGGGGAAAGGGAGAGGGAGAGGGAGGGGAGGAGGGAGAUGAGAGGGUUGAGGAGGUUGUAUGCUUAG
This is a messenger RNA of Cryptococcus amylolentus CBS 6039, 2061 nucleotides long. RefSeq lists its product as hypothetical. The transcript has 8 exons. Gene Ontology annotation, molecular function: protein binding. Gene Ontology annotation, biological process: proteasome-mediated ubiquitin-dependent protein catabolic process. Gene Ontology annotation, cellular component: Cul4-RING E3 ubiquitin ligase complex. The record is from RefSeq and is a predicted model, not a curated record. The coding region runs from base 1 to 2061 and encodes 686 amino acids. Lineage: Eukaryota; Fungi; Basidiomycota; Tremellomycetes; Tremellales; Cryptococcaceae.